This is a messenger RNA of Fusarium mangiferae, 384 nucleotides long. RefSeq lists its product as uncharacterized. The coding region runs from base 1 to 384 and encodes 127 amino acids. NCBI's taxonomy places the organism in Eukaryota, Fungi, Ascomycota, Sordariomycetes, Hypocreales, Nectriaceae. The record is from RefSeq and is a predicted model, not a curated record. The transcript has 2 exons.
AUGGAGCGUGAGCUCACGUUGCGCGCUAUUCGACAAGCUCUAAAUACCUCCGAGACUGCUGAUACUGAGUGUAAACGUAUUGCAGACCUUGCGGACGGCCGUUAUGAAAGGUUCAACGAGAACAAUGAGGCAGAAGUGCAAUCCUUCCAUACGGAUAGCGGCAGCAUACGUGAAUUCUUUCAGGAUUACUUUACUGAGGUAGCAGAGCUCAUCAGUCUCCGCUCUACCGAGGGUAUUCUUGGUGGUGGGCUCGACGCCAAGCUCAUUGAUGCUGAUGGUGAGAUCAUACGGGCGUGGGCAGAUUUACUGUUCAAAGAGUACUCUGAGAAAGAAGAAUAUCUUGGAUGUGCAGAUCAUCUACUUGCUGUUUUGCGCAAGAAGUAA